CGACAAAUCAUCAGGACUCGACUCAGCACAGCGCGAAGGAGAAACACAAACACACCCACUAUCGCCGCCCACUGUCACAACAACACAGCAUCACCCACCACCACCACCACCACCAAGACCAAGACCAAGCCAGCUCCUCCUCCUCCUCCUCCUCCUCCUCCUCCUCAUCAUCAUCAUCAUCAUCAUCAUCGUCGACUAUGGCCGACGUGGUGCAAGCGCUGUACGCUUUCUCAGCCACAAACGAGAAUGGCCUCUCGUUCGCGGCAGGUGAUCGCAUCGAGGUGAUCCAACGCGACGCCUCGGGCUGGACCAAGGGCAAGCACACAUCAACACAGCAAUCGGGAUGGUUUCCCAGCAGCUACGUGAAGCCUGCUGAGCCGGAACAGGCGUCUCCCCCGCCCGCGCCAGAAGAGCCCGAGCCCCAGCCCCAGCCAGUGUCUGUGCCUUCGCCACCAGCACCGCCUCAGGCACCAGCAGCACCAAGCAAUGACGAUCUGCCACCGGGCUGGAAGGCCGUUGUUGACCAGGCAUCUGGCCGUUCAUACUAUGUCAACGAGCAAACUCAAGAAACGCGGUGGGACAAGCCGCAGGCGCAGCAGCCGGCUGAUGAGGAAGAGAAUGCAUAUGGCAUCAUCGCCCCCAGCUCUGCCAUCCAGGUGUCCAUCCCUCCACCGCCAAUGCCGGGCCAGGGUGCGCCGCAGCCGCCACAGGCACCCCGCCCCGGUGGGCCGCCUCAGGCACCGCAGGCCCCCAAGCCAAAGCUCGUGCCCUCGGCACCCGAGCCGCCCAUCAUGAACGACGACGUGUACGGCGACCUGCCAGACCAGGACCCGCAGCAGCCCCCACAGCCCCCACAGCCCCCGCAGCAGCCACCACAGAUGCGAAACUCCAUGUACGGCGAGCCCGCGCCCCCGGGACCACCCGGCAACCCGCGCCCGCCAAUGCGCCCGCCAUCGCAGUACGGCCAGAUGCAGAUGCAGCAGCCACCACAGCCACCACAGCAGCAGCACAUGCAGCACAUGCAGCAGCCAGGAUACCCGCAGCAACAGGGGCCACCACAGGGGCCGCCAAUGCCACCCGGCCAGCAGCAGCAGCAGUUUCAGCAGCCACAGCAGCCACAGCAGCAGGCCCAGCCGGUGCAUCCCAGUUUCCAAACGCUCCAGCGCGAUACGAGCAUGCGCGAUCCAAACAAGUUCCACUACCGCGAGAACUUCUGGCAGGAUGCGGCGGAUGGUAAGCCUGGCUUUGAUCUGCUUGUGCUGAAGCACCGCAAUGGCAAGGAGGUGUGCAAAGACCUGGCCGAGUUUAUGCGUCUCAGGGCGGCUGUUGAGGACCAGUACGCAAAGGCGCUUGCCAAGCUGGCAAAGGUCACGCUCGGUGACAUGGAGGAAGGACACAUGCGUCAGAUUUGGUUGAAUGUGAAGAACGACAUUGCAGAAGAGGCGCGUGACCGCGCCACCUUUGCCAUCCAGCUGUCUACCGAGCUGGACAAGGAUUUUAUGAGCUUCAAGGACCAGCAGAAGCUUGCCCGCAAAUCCUUUGAGAAGACGAUUCUUGAGACGCGCAAGGACCUUGCGAGCGCGGUGCCCGGCCUUGAGAAGUCCCAUGCGCACUACGUUGACAAGUGCAUUGACUACGGCCGCGCCUGCGACAACUUUUCCCACGCCCAGGCUGUCGGCGCCUCCCACAAGGAGCUGCAGAAGCUUGCGGACGCGCGUGCGAAGCAUGAGAAGAAGGUGAACAAGGCUGCGGAGGAUUACAACAAGCACGUCACCAAGUUCAACACACGCCAAAAGGCCUGGGUUGACACCAUGAUCGAGGGCUGUAACACGUUUGAGGAUGCUGAGCGCGACCGCCACCGCUUUGUCGGGGCGACAGUCGGCCGCUACUGCCAGACGAUCCUCGACAUGAACGCCGCACAGUCUGCUCGCCUCCAGGGCUGUGUUGACCACUACCGCACGCUCAGCAGCGAUGACGAAAUUCGCGCUUUCACCAACGAGCACUCCACGGGACAACAGGACUGCCCCCAACCUGUGCAAGUACCAAGCCCAGACGAGGUGUAUGCCCGCUACCAGCAGAGCCAAGGCAACCCACAGCAGCCUGGUGCAUCAUCCUCCUUUGCAUGAGCAGCUGCUCUCCCCCCCCCCCACCUCCUUUCUCAAUCUCCACCAGCUUCAAACCUGCACACGUACACGCGCGCGUGCUACUCGUUGCCUAUAUUUCAAUGCAAUAGCCAGUGCCUUUGCUGGCCUGCCUUCUUGUCGGCUCCACGCUGCUUGUUUCUCCGCUUGCUUCUUGCUUCCUGGUUGCUUUGUACAUCCUUUUCCUUUCCAUCUCCUCUCUCUAUCAGCAGUACACGGACCGGUGUGAUGGG
This is a messenger RNA of Salpingoeca rosetta, 2374 nucleotides long. RefSeq lists its product as uncharacterized. Bases 198 to 2126 code for a protein of 642 amino acids. Gene Ontology annotation, cellular component: vesicle; cytoplasm; plasma membrane. The transcript has 14 exons. The record is from RefSeq and is a predicted model, not a curated record. Gene Ontology annotation, molecular function: microtubule binding; phosphatidylinositol binding. Gene Ontology annotation, biological process: actin filament polymerization; vesicle organization; clathrin-dependent endocytosis. Lineage: Eukaryota; Choanoflagellata; Craspedida; Salpingoecidae.